AUUGUAGGUAUCGAUGACCUCCCUGUCGAGCAGUUGGGUGACGCGAAUAAGUCCCGUUUUGGAGUCCACCACAAAGACGUUGAACGGGUACUGGCUUGCACCGAUGCCCUCCAGGGAGUAGCUGAUGUUCCGCCCCAGCAAAGGCCAGAAGAAGAAGAAGAAGCCGUGAAAGCCUUUUUUGCAUGGGAGCAUCAGUCAAGCGUGUCCUCGGUGAGCUCACAGCAAGAGAUUUCAACCUGACCCAACCUGUCGCGGCUUCCCCGGAAAUGAAAACAGGUGGCGGUCCUGGGGGGGCCGCCUUCGCCGUGCGUGAGAGGCUUCUCGCACGAGGAAUACACGGUGGAGACGGAGCGCGAACUGGAACAGGGACAGGCCGUCGGCAACGUGAGCUUCCAGGACUGCGACGACGGCAGCGGCGGAGGGAAGGUGCGUCUCCAAACUGACGACGCGUCCGAUUUCCACGUAAGCCAGGAUGGUGUGGUCUACACGCUGAAUCGCGCCGGACCGGGGGAGAAAAUGGCGCUGAUCUACGCUCGAGACCCUCACACCAGACAGAUCUGGAAGACCAGAGUGCGCCUUCUAGUUCAGCCCUACUCGGAGACGAAUGGACGGGUGAAGCCCGGUGAUGCAACACUGACUCAGCGUGCAGCCGAGAUGAAGACGGAGACGAAGACGUUGUUUCCGUGGCGCGGCGGCGGCGCGGUCGUCAGGGGCGACGGUGCUCUGCGGCGAGUCAAGAGGGACUGGGUCAUUCCGCCCAUCAACGUACCCGAGAACUCGCGAGGACAGUUCCCCGAGGACCUUGUCAGAAUCCGAUCAGACCGGGACAAGAGCUGGAUGCUUCGCUACAGCGUAACGGGCCCCGGGGCCGACCAGCCGCCGACGGGCAUCUUCAUCAUCAAUCCCAUCUCGGGUCAGCUGGCCGUCACCAAGCCUCUUGACCGGGAGCACAUUCCCAACUUUCAUUUGCGCGCCCACGCUGUGGACCUGAACGGCAACCAGGUGGAGACACCCGUGGAGAUCCACAUCAACGUCAUCGACCAGAACGACAACCGGCCUGAGUUCAUGCACAACAUCUUCAAUGGCAGUGUGCCGGAAGGUUCCAAGCCAGGGACCUUUGUGAUGACUGUGAUGGCGGUGGACAAGGAUGAUCCCAAGACGGCCAAUGGGAUGCUGCGAUACAAGAUCCUGACUCAGAGUCCCCAAAGCCCGUCCUCCAACAUGUUCACCAUUAACAACAAGACUGGUGACAUCAUCACUGUGGCAGCAGGCCUGGACCGCGAGAAAGUGUCUCAGUACACGUUGAUCAUCCAAGCCACCGACAUGGAAGGCAACCCCACUUACGGCCUUUCCAACACCGCCACCACCGUGGUCAGGAUCACCGACGUCAACGACAACCCGCCUGAAUUCACCACCGAUACGUUCUUCGGCGAGGUCCACGAGAACCUGGUGAACGUGAUCGUCACCAACCUGACGGUGACGGACAAGGACCGGCCGCACUCGACGGCCUGGAACGCCGUUUACCGCAUCGUCGGCGGAGACCCCGACGGGCGCUUCUCCAUCCCCACCGACCCCACCACCAACGAGGGGCUCCUCACCGUGGUCAAGCCCAUCGACUUUGAGCUGACUCGCUCGUUCGUGCUGAACGUGGAGGCGGAAAACGAGGCCCCGCUAGCCCGCGGUAUCCAUCCGCCGCGCCAGUCCACCGCCACCGUCUCCAUCCGUAUCCUGGAUCUCAACGAGAGUCCCGAGUUCAGCCCCAAUCCCAAACCCAUCAAGCUGGACGAGGGCAUGCCCGCCGGCUCCAUGCUCACCACCUUCACGGCGCAGGACCCCGACCGCUUCAUGAGGCAGACCAUCCGGUACUCCAAGAUGUUCGACCCCGCCAACUGGCUGGAGAUCGACCCGGUCAACGGGCGCAUCUCCACCAUCGCCGUCCUGGACCGCGAAUCUCCGUACGUCAAGAACAACAUGUACAACAUCACCUUCAUGGCCGCCGACAACGGUGUUCCCCCUGCCAGUGGUACGGGCACCCUUCAGUUGUACCUGGUGGACAUCAACGACAACGCGCCGCACGUCUUCCCUCCGGAGGUGGAGAUGUGCGAGAGGCCCGAGGCCGGCGGCGGCAGCAUCAACAUCAGCGCUAUCGACCCGGAUCUCGGUUCCAACGCCGGACCCUUCGCCUUCGAGCUGUCCACCCGCCCGCCCGACAUUCGACGCAACUGGACGCUCGGCCGACUCAGCGGUGAACACGCUCAGCUGCGUCUGCGUGCCGGCCCGCUGGCGCACGGCAUCUACACCGUGUCCGUCGUCAUCACCGACUCGGGCAACCCGCCCAUGUCCAAGACGUCGUACCUGCGCGUCAAGGUGUGCCGCUGCGACCGCCACGGAGACUGCGUGGACGUGCAGCGCGUCAUGGCCGCCGGCUUGGGCAUGGGCGCCGUCAUCGGCAUCCUCAUCUGCAUCAUCGUGCUGCUCGUGUUGGUGCUGCUGUUGGGCGUGUGGAUGAAAAGGCGCGACAAAGAGCGGCAAGCCAAGCAGCUCCUCAUCGAUCCCGAGGACGACGUGCGCGACAACAUCCUCAAAUACGACGAGGAGGGCGGCGGCGAGGAGGACCAGGACUACGACCUGAGCCAGCUGCAGCAGCCCGACUCGGUGGCGGAGGGCGAGUGCGGCGCCAAGGUCGGCGUCAGACGUCUGGACGAGAGGCCGCUUCAUCACGACCACCGCUACCCGCUCAGGUCUGCCGCGCCGCACCCGGGAGACAUCGGCGACUUCAUCCACGAGGGGCUGAAGGCGGCGGACAACGACCCGACGGCGCCGCCGUAUGACUCGCUGCUGGUGUUCGACUACGAGGGCGGCGGCUCGACGGCCGGCUCGCUCAGCAGCCUGCACUCGGCCUCCAGCUGCGCCGACCAGGACUACGAUUACCUCGGCGACUGGGGGCCCAGGUUCCGGAAGCUGGCCGACCUCUACGGCGGCGACGACUGAGACGGCCCGACCCCGAGAAUCCGCCCCCGCCCCCGUCCCCCUCGGGCCGCUUUGAUUCGGGACGCGUGGCGGCGAUGCGGCCUUCCACUUGAAUCUCACACGAACACUGAGGUCAAACGUGCCUUUCUGUACAUUCUCCUUGACUUGCGCUGGCUCGGACUGGUCGAUUUUUGGAGCACCGGUAGGCAAAGCGCGGCCCGCGGGUCACAGGCGCUCCGCCCACUUUUUACGUUAUCGAGACUCUUGUGAUGAAUUCAGCCCGGUUUUCCUUCGAUUGAUUAUUUUCUAUUUUAUUUGGUAAAUGGAUUUCUUGUAAAUAACUCAAUAAGCACUGACAAAACACCGCAAAAUAUUUAUUUCAUUGAAUAAUUGGUCAAUGAAUCAUGUUUGAAUUGAUCACAGGAUGACAAGGGAAUGAGAAUGACGCCCCCCCCCACCCUCCCCGUUUUUAAUUUGUACUUUUUAAUUUCGAAUGGAUUUUUACUCAUUCUCAACACUUGACAUGGACACUGGAAUGAAUUAUAUUGUCAUAUUAUUAUUUAUUUUAUUAAAUGUUAUUUUCAUAACCAAAAAAAAAAACAAUUUUACUUUUUACAUUACCAAUAAAAAAAUGUCCAAUUGGAAAAUUGAUUACAGUAAGUUCUAAAAUAUUAAAUGGAUGAAAUAAGUACAAUUAAAGAAUGAUUAAAAAUAGAAAGAAUGUAUUUAUUCUGAAAAUGAUUUGACACACACAUUUCAGCAUUUUUAUUCAUUAAAUAAUGGUUCGUGAAUUAUAAAAAGUAUUCUUUUGUCAACACUUUGAAAAAAAACAAGGAAUUCCGAUUCACUCAAUUUAAAAAAAAAUGAGUAAUGAAUUAUUUAAGUCGAUCUUCAAUUAAAGCCCUACAAAAAAUAUAUAUAAUUGUAAAAAUUUAAAACAUCAAAUCCAAACCACAAACGUGAAAUAAAUAACGUUUGACUUUUUAUUAAUUCUAGUGCAUAUUAUAAAAUGAACAAUUUUACGUCUUUUUUUACCUACACAAAAACUAGACACUAGACGGAUGGACGGAUGGGGCGAAGGGUCAACAAAAAUGUAUCCGUUUUCUUGUGCAGCUCCAGUUUAUUCAAACCUUGACGUCAAAACAACAAAACAAAAACUGGCAGUUUUGCGAUACGGUACUGUGAGCAUUUAGCCACCAAAACGUCCAAUAAAGUAAACCUUUUGUUGAGAUGUUUUCAAAAUGAGAUUCAACCUUUUUUUUUUCCCAACAUUUGGUUGAACUUUUUAAUGAGGUGAUUGUGAUUUUGUUCAUUGGUGGGCACCAAAGAGCGAAACGUCGGCAAGAAGCACCACCAAUACGUCCACAGUUUGAGCUGUGCACAAAAGUUGACAUGAUAAAACUAUUAUUUUUGGCGAGAAGACAUACAACAAUAAUUAUUUUUGGCGAGAAGACAUGUACAGUAAACGCCAACCUCUUCGUUUUGGCGGUUCACCAAGUAAAAAUUAUGCCGCCCCGGGCCACCAGAGGGAGCCGUCGUCACGGUAGCGCACAAGUUGGACAAGCAACUGACGCCGAAGCGAAGCUUUGCUUUGUUUUUUUGGCCUUGUUUUUCUUGGGAGGGGACAUUCAAGCUGGUUUCUCACUUGUAAACUGUACAGAUUUGACUCUUUGCUUUUUUUUUUUGGUUGUUUUUUUUUUCUUCUUUCUGGUUGUUAGAAAACGGUCACAACCCUUGUACAUGUUCUUUGGAUUACACAUUAAAAUGUUUUUGCAUGUU
Messenger RNA from Hippocampus zosterae (dwarf seahorse), 4749 nucleotides. RefSeq names its product cadherin-2-like. Bases 517 to 2991 code for a protein of 824 amino acids. Gene Ontology annotation, cellular component: plasma membrane; apical part of cell; cytoplasm. The record is from RefSeq and is a predicted model, not a curated record. Lineage: Eukaryota; Metazoa; Chordata; Actinopteri; Syngnathiformes; Syngnathidae. Gene Ontology annotation, molecular function: cadherin binding; calcium ion binding. The transcript is spliced from 17 exons. Gene Ontology annotation, biological process: homophilic cell-cell adhesion; brain development; multicellular organism development.